UUCUCUACUGGUAGUAAAGCUUAAACACAGAGAGAAGUUGGAGUUGGUUCUACGAGUUCGAAGCAGUAAGUAGCUUGGUGGUAGCACGUAUAGUGUUAUGUUCAUGAUUUGGAACUUGGUACAACGUUAAAAAAAGAAAAGAAAUAAACAAAUGCAAAACAACACACAGUUGACAAGACUACGACAGUAGAUCGAAGAAUGAAAUAGCCAUGAUCGGAUUAGGAAACGAGCUCGAAGAUAAUAAUAAUAAUAAGCCAUUGGCAGAAUACUUUUCCAUAUAUUCUAUAAAACGGUGACAGAUCAUUCAAUGGCAACCAUGGAUAUACAAAAGAAACAACUAUGUCCACGUUUGGUGGACUACCUUGCUAUUGUGGGAGCACGAUCGGCUCCGAUUUCUCGUCAACCUGUGCAGGUUCCAGAAUUGUUGCGCAGAUAUCCAGUGGAGGAUCACAAAGAUUUUCCUUUACCUCUGGAUAUGGUGUAUUUUUGUCAACCAGAGGGUUGCAGCAGUGUUGGACCUAAACGCACAGCUUUAAGGGAGGCUACAUCUUUCACUUUCACCCUUACUGACAAGGAUUCCGGAAAAACAAGAUAUGGCAUUUGCGUGAAUUUCUAUCGACCCAUAGAAAGGGCUGGGACAAAUGCACGGGGUGGUAUUACAAUGAGACGAGAUAAAUACAAUACAACGUUUAGAAGAGAAAGUUGGAGGAAAAGUAUGGAAAAGAGUACGGAUUCAGCAUUUUCUAGCGACUAUAGAAGCAGCGCGGUUGGUCCCAGUGAUUCGGAAAAAGAUUGUUCCAGUAGUAGAAGAGAUUCUGACACUUCUCAUGCACCUUAUGCACCAAGAUUAGGUGUUACAGCACCGAGUGGUGACAGUGAAAGUGGUGGCAGUCAUUCUCCCUCGCCACGAGCUUCGCGAAGGCGACAGAGGAUUCGAAAUCAUUCCUUGACGUCACUUUGUAUUAUUUCUCAUCAUCCAUUUUUUUCGAUGUUUCGCGAAUGUUUGUUCGUUUUAAAAAAAAUCAUUGACGCGUGCAACGAUAAUUCGACUCCUCAAAAAGUAGGAGCUUCGAGACAAACUAAUAGAGAUUCAGUUUGGAGUGUUCUCAGUGGUCAAGUUUUGGAAGGUACACCGUCCAUCGUGUUACACGAUAUACGGGAAAUAGAAACGUGGAUUUUGAGAUUGCUGAGCAGUCCAGUACCCGUACCAACGAAAACCCGUGUAGAAAUAGAAGUAGUAUCGUCGCAUAUACAACCACCACUUUGUUUCGCAUUACCCGAUCAUACGAGAUUUUCUUUGAUUGAUUUUCCUUUACAUUUGCCUCUCGAAUUACUUGGCGUUGAAAUAUGUUUAAAAGUUCUUACUCUCAUAUUAUUAGAAAAUAAGAUCGUAUUACAAUCCCGAGAUUAUAAUGCAUUGUCGAUGUCGGUAAUGGCAUUUGUUACGAUGAUCUAUCCCUUAGAAUAUAUGUUCCCUGCAAUACCAUUAUUACCAACCUGCAUGAGCUGUGCGGAACAAUUAUUACUUGCCCCGACACCAUAUAUCAUCGGAAUACCUGCAUCUUUUUUAAUGUAUAAGAAAAAUUUCAAAAUGCCCGACGAUGUCUGGCUCGUGGAUCUCGAUAGCAAUAAAAUAACUGCACCUCCUGGUUCGGCGGAUCAAUUACCGGCCUUGCCUGAACCGGAAGGUACCAUACUAAAGAACCAUUUGAAACAAGCAAUGCAACUGAUGGAUCAAGUUGGCUCUGGUACAAUGGGUAGUAUGUCAGCUUCGCAAGCCAUACCCCAAGACACUUGGCCCUCGCGAUUGUCUUCUCAAUCACCAAGCAGAAGAGAAAGCACAGCUUCUCAACAUUAUCAGAAUUUAAGCGUCUCGACAACGAGGAACAGGCCAAGUAUUGAUUAUCAACAUGGUCAUGUUCAACAAAGCCCAUUGGGCGGGAAUGCAUCACAGUUACGUCGUCCAUCGUUAUCAGCUGCGAUGACAUCAGUUUCAGUAUCUGGAGGAAGUGGUACACCUUCUCCUUCAUCAUCAUCAUCACCAAUAACUGUACCUGGGACCAUGACAGCCAGUGGAACUUCAACAACUCCGACUAUGGCAUCACCCUUUAACCCAUUUAUUUAUGGCAACGAUGUUGAUUCGGUCGAUAUCGCAACAAGAGUGGCUAUGGUUCGAUUCUUCAAUUCCCAGAAUCUCUUGGCCAACUUUACCGAACACACGCGCACCUUGAGGCUUUAUCCUCGACCCGUAGUUGCAUUUCAAAUCAAUUCAUUCCUCCGUUCGCGACCAAGAGCUAGUCAAUUUUUGAACAAAUUUGCCCGCACGCAAGCCGUAGAAUUUCUUGCCGAGUGGUCGCUCACACCGAGUAACGUUGCUUUUUUGAGAGUACAAACCGGUGUAUUUGAUCCAGCCCAAAUCGGUGAUAAACCUAAAUGGUACGCUGCCGGUCUCGAGCCGAUACAUUUCAAAGUUUGGGAUAAUUCUAGUUCAUUGGCAAAUGCAUUGAAUGCAUUAAAGGAAUUGGAAAGUCAACCGACCGAUGAAAGUGGCUCGGAUUCGGAAGGGGCAGAGAGCACCAGUUCUUCUUAUUCUUCUUUAAGUGAUUUUGUCUCGGAAAUGGCAUCGUCAGAUUUAUCACCGAGUUAUAAUUGUCCUCAAGUAAGUCAACCUCAACAAAUGGCACUUUCGAUAGAUCCUAAGAACAUUUACAAUCCACCGAGUUCUUUGCAAUAUCCUGGAGUAGAAGAGGAAUCACCCGUACGUCCGGAAAGCCCACCAAGUACGUCCUCCAGUCAUAGUGAUCUCAGCAGUCCGAGUUUUAACAGAGACUCCGAAUUGGAAUUGAAUCCUAAAGCUUUGGAAACAUCCCAAUCAACCAAUGAUAAAGAGGAAGGUGGUAGUUUUGAGUCAGACUCUGCAUCGACAAUAACUCCACGCACAAUCCUGAGCGCACAAAGUUCAGUAGGCCAAUUUGGAGUGGGCAUGGGGUCAUUAGGUAACUCCUUGCUCAACGACACUGAACGCACUACCACCCCUCACAGGACAUCGCGCGUCACUAGAUAUAUGGUUCCUGUGAUGCCCAGUGGAACGAGUCUUCAAAGACAGCCAAGCGUUGGCAAUGUUUUGGCACGAACGUCAAGUUUUGGAUCUAGUACGAGCCCACUUUUAACCCGACAACUCAGUGGUAGUAUGGAUAGUGAAACUCUUGUAGCAUCUCGUCAGCAAGUGGCACCUGGUUCACCUAAUGGACACAAGAACAAUACUGGAUUACCUGGAAAUGGUGUCAUGAGACAAGGAUCCCAGGGUUCGUUGUUUGAACAAAUUGCAACUCAAGCUAAAGAUCUCGUACGAGAAACAACCAGACAGAGUAGUCAGGAUGGACUUCUUGCUCAUAUGGACAAACUGAAGCAUCAAGCAAAGGAAAAGAUCACCGAAGCAGGCGAGGAUAGUUUGUUUGCACCAUUGGAACAGUUGACACAACAAACGAAGAAGGCUGUAGGCGAAGCUACGAAAUCUGUUCAGGAGGUAUCCAAAACUGCGAUCGAAGCAAGCAAGACAGCUGCAGGUGUUAGCAAAAAUACUUUCGACGAUUUAACAUAUAUGGGUAAAAGUACGUUCGGUGAUUUAACUAAGAGUGCUAAAGAGGUUGCAACGAAAAAGGGUUUGCUAAAGGGUCUCGGAGAAUCACAACAAUUUUCACCACCGCAUACUCCACCAUCCCCAGGUGUAACGCAAAGAAGAGAAUCAUCCAGUACACAAUUGGUUGCUUCGGAUAAUCGUUCGGCACGUAGAGAAAUUGGUCGUGAUUUUUUCAGCAACUUUAGCAGCGAUUUGAACGGCAUCGCUGCUCAAACAAGCAGCAUGUUCAGUGAUUUAUUUGGUAGCAGAAAUACUUCUAAUCGAAAUAUUGCGCAGUCACAAAAAUCUAAGGAAAAAUCUGGUACAUCGUUUGGACCAUUUCCUAAAGGUUCAGGAAAAACAGGUCUCGUUGAGAAUUCGUCAUUGAUAAAACAUUCUUCGAUGAAAGCCAAUCAAGAAGAAAUGCAAAGGAUGCAAAAUGCGGAACGAUCUAGUACAAACAGUGACAAUCAAGCCUUCUUGACAGACAUGGUAACACAAGUUUUAGCUGGUGAAGGGGUCGGCUGGCUUAAAUUGAAUAGAUUGAAGAAACUUAUGGAAGAUGAAAGUUAUCGAGACCUGGUCGUAACGAAACUCAAUAAAGGGCUUCAUAGAAAAAUAAGUCCAGAUGACCAUAUCGACGAUGUGUGUAUCUCCAAACCAGUAUAUAAGGGAAUGCUAAAGUGCCUUCAAGCAGUGGCUCAUGGUCUCGGUCAUACUUAUCAUAAUUUUGGAUUAGGUGGAAUGGCUUCUGUUUUUCAAUUAAUGGAAAUUGCUCAUACACAUUAUUGGAGCAAGGAUCUAUCGGAAGGUGGUUUCGAUGGUUCACUGUUAUCACAGGCAUCGAGCCCGUUCGGUAGCAAAGAAAAUUUGAAGUCCCCGCAAUCCCCGAAUCAAGGUGAACUUCUAGAUAUAUCUCAAAGAUUACGAAGUCCACAAACGCAAGAAAUAUCAUCUCAAAUUCAACUUGAGUUACCUCAUGCACAGCAUACAAGUGACGCUGGCCAAUCAACAACUGACAUGUUUUUGGAUAUGUUCACGAAAAAAAAAAAGUUUUUGUGCAAGCUAACGUCAUUUGAUUCAGAGAGUGGGCGGGGAGGUGGAACAGGAAGCAGCGAAGCUUUGUCCACUGACGGAGGUAGCAUUAUCACUAAUCCUGCUUUUCGGCAAUCACAUCAAGCUUCUUUCCGAAGCACCGUGUCUGAUAGCGAGGUCGAACAAGGCAAUUUUCCGCGUCAAGGAAAACAACGUACAGGUAGCGUCUGGUCCAGUAAAUCAUCGUUGAGUACAGGCUUCAGGUACCAUGGUGGAAAUUUAAUCUCUACCACACCAAUGUCUAGUCCUGAAACUGCUCGAACUUAUCUCUUCGAAGGUCUUUUGGGUAAAGAAAGAUCGAAUCUAUGGGACCAAAUGCAAUUCUGGGAGGAUGCAUUUUUAGACGCGGUAUCGCAAGAACGAGAUAUGUUGGGUAUGGAUCAAGGGGCAGGAGAAAUGAUGGAAAGGUACAAGAGUUUGAGCGACAGCGAAAGACGUCGAUUGGAACACGACGAGGAUCGAUUGUUGUGUUCUUUAUUGCAUAACUUAACUGCAAUUUUGGUAAUGCUGAACGUUGAAAAGAACGAGGUGAAACGUAAAGUUCGUAGAUUGUUGGGAAAGAGUCACAUCGGUUUGAUUUACAGUCAGGAACUCAAUCAGCUUCUUGAUCAAAUAAACAUUCUCUAUGGUAACGAUAUAGAUUUAAAACCAUUGACGUCACGACAAAUGCAUCGUCAAUCAUUUACCGUUCACGCUGGCGUAGAUGCCGAGGGUGAUUUAAGAUUCCUCGAAGUACGUCACGAUGGUCUUGUUUUGAGAUCGGUAAAUGGAGUUAUCGUUGAACGUUGGUGGUACGAACGAUUGGUUAACAUGACAUACAGUCCGAAAAACAAGGUUCUUUGUUUGUGGAGACGAAACGGUGGUCAAACACAAUUUCAUAAAUAUUAUACGAAGAAAUGCAAAGAUCUUUAUUAUUGCAUAAAAGACGCGAUGGAAAAAGCCGCUGCACGUGGAAGAGGGGGAAACAUUGGUAUCGAAUUGGGAGGUGAAUUUCCAGUUCAAGAUAUGCGAACGGGAGAGGGUGGGCUUCUUCAGGUUUGCAUGGAAGGUGUUGGUCUUCUCUUCGCAAACAGCAAGGAUUUCGAGUUUUUUGUAAGACUCGAUCAUAUCCGCAAGUGCUUUACCCAGAAGGAUGGAAUCUUUGUUUUGGAAGAAUUCAAUCCUAAAACUAGACAAGUAAUACAACGUAAAUAUAAGUCGCAAAUGGCAGAUCAAAUCUGUUACGCGGUACUCUGUGUAUUUUCUUAUUUGGCUGCUGGUUUAGAGCAACGUAAACCACAACAGCCAAAUCAAAAAUUACUCCAGCAGCAGCAGCAGCAGCAACAACAACAACAACAAAAACAACAACAGCAACAACAACAGCAGCAACAACAACAGCAACAGCAACAGUAUCAGCAGCAAUUGCGCCAACAGCAACAGCAGCAGCAGCAGCAGCAACAGCAGCAGCAGAAACAGCAACGUCAGCAACAAUUGCAGCAUCAACAACAUCAACAACAAUUGCAACAUCAUCAGCAACAGCAAUUACGUCAACAACAACAACAACAACAGAGACGGCUGUCGCAAGUAUCGCCAAGGGAUGAAAAUAGCCCUCAUCAAGUCACACAGGGAAAUACGAACACGCAAUUUGAACCCUUUCCUCAACAACACUGACACAAAGGCAGACACUCUCUCCCAUUCGUGCAUGAUUACAAUAAAUGCGCUCCUUACGCUUGCCUACCCUGGGUAUGAAUGAAUCUAACGUAAAAAGCACGAAUUGUAUCCAUUUCAUUCUUCUUCAGGCCUUGGAAAUAAUCUAAUAAAUGUUCGUCGGCGUGGUAUUUUCCUACGAAAUAAAAUAAAAAAAAAAAAAGAAAAAAAAAAGAAAAAAAAACCAUAAUAUAAA
Molecule: messenger RNA, 6596 nt
Organism: Polistes canadensis
Lineage: Eukaryota; Metazoa; Arthropoda; Insecta; Hymenoptera; Vespidae
Gene: Rab3-GEF
Product: MAP kinase-activating death domain protein
Exons: 33
Coding region: 308-6364 (2018 amino acids)
Biological process (GO): regulation of apoptotic process; regulation of Rab protein signal transduction
Cellular component (GO): cytosol
Molecular function (GO): guanyl-nucleotide exchange factor activity
Source: RefSeq, a predicted model, not a curated record